AUUUUCUCCCCCAUCAGCCGCCAAAGUUCAACACCACCUCUCCACGCCUCAAUUCCUCCUUGUAAGAUAUCCUCAACAUGACGGAACGACUGAAAUCCAUCGUCUCGCACAUGACGCCGUCGAGGAGCGGGUUGUCUACUAUUACAACCAAGAACGCCGAUGAUAUCGUUAUCACCCUCGCUAUCCGGACACCGCUCACAAAGGCACAUAAAGGCGGCUUGAAGGACACGCCUCUGGAUGGCAUCGUUGUCAAGCUGUUGAAGCAGGUCAUUGCGAAGUCAAAAUUAGACCCUGCGCUGGUAGAGGAUAUAUGCUUGGGAAAUGUCUCGGACGCAAAAGCAGCCUACUACUGCCGUGCCGCCAUGCUCGGUGCCGGCUUCCCCAACACCACGGCCGGCUCCUCGGUAAAUCGCUUCUGCAGCUCUGGCCUCAAAGCCGUGCAAGAUAUCGCCAACCAAAUCGCGACCGGCUCCAUUGAGGUCGGGCUUGCGUUGGGUGCCGAGUCAAUGACACAGGGCGGCGACCGCCUCGAACGCCCCUUCUUCGGCGAGAUCCUCGAGAACCAGGAGGCAUGUGACUGCAUGCAGCCCAUGGGGCAAACGUCGGAGAACGUCGGCAACGACUUCAAUAUCUCGAGGGAGAUGCAGGAUCGAUUCGCCUGCGAGUCGUUCAGGCGGGCCGAGGUGGCUCAGAAGGCAGGCUGGUUUGACGACGAGAUUGUGCCCAUCCAGGUCAAGGUCAAGGACCCCAAGUCGGGCGAGGAGAAGGACGUCACUCUUACGCGGGACGAGGGUCCCCGAUACGGAACCACCUACGAGGCCCUAGCCAGAAUUCGGCCAGCAUUCAUGCCCCACGGCGACAAAUCGACCGGCGGCAACUCGUCGCAAGUCACCGACGGUGCUGCAGCAGUGCUCCUCAUGAAGCGCUCUAAAGCCGAAGCACUCGGCCAACCCAUCCUCGCCAAAUACGUCGGCGCCACCGUUGCAGGCCUCGCACCCCGUAUCAUGGGCAUUGGGCCCUCCGUCGCCAUCCCCAAGCUCUUGACAAAAUUCAACGUCAGUCUCGACGAAAUUGACCUCAUUGAGAUCAACGAGGCGUUUGCAUCCAUGGCUGUUUACUGUCAGAAUACGCUAAAGAUCGAUCCGGCGAAAUUAAACGUCCGCGGUGGUGCGAUUGCUUUGGGUCAUCCGCUGGGAUGCACGGGCGCGCGGCAGAUUGUGACCGGUUUGAGUGAAUGUCGGAGGCAGAAGAAGAAGAUUUUGUUGACAAGUAUGUGUAUUGGGACUGGGAUGGGCAUGGCGGGACUUUUUGUUAACGAGCAAUUGUAGAUUGGAGUAGGAGUAGUUGAACAUGAGUGAAUUGAGAGACUUCGUCUUGUAUAUUUUCAACACACCACAAAAAUCUGGGCGGAAGUAUAUAUUUCUGCAUGCUUGACGAAGAUACUUAGACGUGUGUCUUAGAUCGCACUGUGUUAAACCCACACCAAUGAAAUGCAAAC
Messenger RNA from Lindgomyces ingoldianus, 1498 nucleotides. Its product is annotated as 3-ketoacyl-CoA thiolase 1. NCBI's taxonomy places the organism in Eukaryota, Fungi, Ascomycota, Dothideomycetes, Pleosporales, Lindgomycetaceae. The record is from RefSeq and is a predicted model, not a curated record. The coding region runs from base 78 to 1328 and encodes 416 amino acids. Gene Ontology annotation, cellular component: peroxisome. The transcript has 3 exons. Gene Ontology annotation, biological process: fatty acid beta-oxidation; phenylacetate catabolic process. Gene Ontology annotation, molecular function: acetyl-CoA C-acyltransferase activity.